Messenger RNA from Dibothriocephalus latus, 699 nucleotides. NCBI's taxonomy places the organism in Eukaryota, Metazoa, Platyhelminthes, Cestoda, Diphyllobothriidea, Diphyllobothriidae. The record is from the annotation of a GenBank genome assembly.
AUGGCCAUCUCCAUCAACACAAACAAUGUUUAUAUUCUAUCUGUGCCCCGCUCUGCAAACGAGAAGUUCCAACUAAAAGACAUUCUCAAAGAACAUUCUUCACUCGUUACAGGUCUUGAUUGGUGCCCCACCUCAAACCAGAUUGUUUCCUGCUCAGCUGACCGUAACGCCUACGUCUGGAAACAUAAUCAGGAAGGAAAAUGGAAGCCCACCCUUGUAGCACUCCAGAUGAACAGAGCUGCUCUGUGCGUACGCUGGUCGCCUCUUGGAAACAAAUUUGCCGUUGGCGCAGGCAGCAAAUUAAUAUCAAUCUGCUUUUUCGAGAUGGAACAAGAUUGGUGGGUGCCAAAGCACAUAAAAAAGCAAAUAAAGUCUUCUGUCACCUGCCUUGAUUGGCAUCCCAACAAUCUGCUCAUUGCAUGCGGUUCGACCGACUAUCGUGUUCGCGUUUUCUCGGCAUUUGUAAAACAAGUGGACAAAGAAGAGGCUGAUUCAUCAUGGGGUGCCAAAAGCCCAUUCCAAACCUGUCUCUACGAGUUCUACGGAGGUCACGGUACGUUAAUUUCCCAUACUGAUUCCAGUUAUGUUGGCAUAUUUAAACAAAAAGGGGUAUAUUUACAAGUUGCAUACCCAAAUUUAUUGGAAGUUAGUACUGUCAAAGCAUGCAAUGCACAAGUUAUCAUUUCGAUGAAUGGUUAA